Cetraspora pellucida is the source of this 456-nucleotide messenger RNA. The record is from the annotation of a GenBank genome assembly. Lineage: Eukaryota; Fungi; Glomeromycota; Glomeromycetes; Diversisporales; Gigasporaceae.
AUGGCAGACACUCUGAAAGAAUCGUUGGAUAGAUCUAUUUCUGAAAUGUCCUUGCCAGAUUUUGAUCAUAAACUUUUCACUAAUAUAAAUCAAAUUGAUCAAGGAGGGUCAGGAAUAAUAUAUAAAUCCGAUUUUGGAGAUUUCAAAACUGUCGUUCUUAAAAAACUUAGAAUUCUAGAUAAUGAUACUGCUAAAGAAUUUAUUAAAGAGUUUAAACAUCAUAUUUCCGAUAAUUGCCAAAAUGAUAUAAUUCAUCGCCAAAUUAAAGCAAUCCUAAACGAUAACCUUCCUCAUUCGCAAGAUUAUCAAAUUGAAAAUUUAUCCCGAUUAAUAAAUGAAAACUCAAAAGAUUUAGGAACAGCACUAAAGUUUGAUCCGAAUGAUACAUUUACAUUAAAACAAUAUGCAAAAGCUGAUCGUCUAAAGAAUAAUACUAAAACUAAAUUUUUUUAUUAA